Messenger RNA from Salmo salar (Atlantic salmon), 4866 nucleotides. The record is from RefSeq and is a predicted model, not a curated record. NCBI's taxonomy places the organism in Eukaryota, Metazoa, Chordata, Actinopteri, Salmoniformes, Salmonidae.
UCAGAGGAUGUGGGCCAGAGUUGUGUGGAUGGAAAAUGACAAGGAAGUAGGUGUUAUUCCAGAACACUGGAUCAAAGAUCAAACUGUGUGGUGGCUCCCAAAUAAAUAUUACAACGCAAUAAAGGAUUGGUCAACACCCACUCUGAAGUCAUUUCAGCUUCUGAGAAUCAAACUGACAUCAGAAUCGCAUGAGGAAUGUAAUCUGCCACCUCCAGCCACUACUGCCUCCAAGUUAUGCAAAGGACCAGAAAACCUGGGCCAAUGCUACCAAGAAACAAAUGGCUAAAAUGCAGCACAAGCCACCAAAUAAUGACGGUGAGGACGACCCUUCACAGCGAUGACGCCCGAAAAAACGGCACCCCCGCUCUGUAAACUCAUUGCAGGAUAGUGAAGCCAGACGUUAAGACAUCCUAUAUAGCACCUCGAAAAGAUGCCGGGCCAACAGAUAAUCUCGGAAUCGGUCCUAAUGGAGCUUUCUGAAGGCUCGCAAUCCUUUACGCAGAUGCUCCGUGGGCUAGAUGAUUUGGAACCGAAUUUGUCAGAGAGGGAUUCUCAGAAUCAAACUGCGUGCAGCGCUGAAAGCAGCCAGUCUCCGUCACACUAUUGUAUAUUCGGACAGACCCAAAAGAAGGAUCACGGGUGCUUCGUGUACUCUGAACGAGGACAUCGAUGCUAUUCUGCCUUUCUGUUCGAACGGGUUUACCCUAACACCACCCAGGAACCAAGCGACAUAUUCCCGCCCCAAAACAUCGGCGCAAGUGCAUUGCGAAGAAUCUCCCAGGCCCAAAAAGUUACUUCUUCAAGAAACGGCCCUACACGGACAAGACUCCUCCCCGGCGUAUAACGGCACAGAAGAACAUACACACCGAAAACCCGCGGAGGAUUUCGGAGCGUCUGACAUUCACAAUAAAACAAGGAAAACUGAUGAUUUCAACGUUUUAAAUGACAUUUCACAGGUAGACGACUGGCUAUUCUGUAACGCAGCCAAUCUUCUUGAUUCCUCCAAUUCUUAUGUAGAAACACCCAAACCUGAAAUAGACCAAGCGGAGUUUAUCAAGGCCUUUUCAAAGGCUCUAAAAUCCAGAAAUGUCUUGCUACACCAACGAAUGGUUGAUUUACUCGAGCGGCAAUACAGUCAGGAUAUAUCCUUCUGGCAUCGAACAAUGCCCCGGUUGUUAAAACGCAAAUACCGGCGCUAAAACCAGUUACCGAAAUGGACCUGCCUAUAAUUAAGACAGUUGAAAGCCUUUUGGCGAAAAUACCCCCCGAUCUACUAGCUUUAAUUGAACGGAUGAACGAGGGUGGGUUAUCAGACAUAAUUCCGAUAGACGAAAAUCUAUUUUCCCAAAUUCCCGCCGACCUAAUUGAAAUAAUUAAACAUAUGAACGAGUCAGGAACAACAUAUGAAAACCAAUUAUCUCAAAUCCCGCCAGCCCUAGUUUUUUUAAUAAACCAGAUGAACGAGAGCCUGAGAACUUCUACACCAGACCCUCCAAGCAGCCCGCUAUUAAUGCCCGAGUCAGAAGAGUCUGAAACGGAAUAUGAUGUUUUUGAGGAAUUGGAAAAUGGUCUAAUAAAUCAGGAGGGAGAUGGUCUUGAUAGAAGUGUCAGGGUUGUGUACAGAAAUAAAUCCAGCAAUACAGAGAUUAGACAGUUUUUCAAUUUCACAUGGGUGAAUCAAAAUCUCGAUUAUGCUGUUUUUUACGUCAUGAUUUUGGAUACUCUGAACGAACUGUUAGAGAGGGCAAGAGAUUAUGGCGAACCUCGUGAUGUCUUACAGUUGGAAAUUUGUGGAGAUAGCAUGCAAAACACUGUAUCUCUUAUUUUACCCAAUGGUGAAGCAGAUCUUGAACAAUUUAUAGCCCUGCUGGAACGACUUGUUCAAUCAAAUUUAUCCAUCAUAGCCGAUAGGUCGCUGGAGCUUGUUGUGCAAAUAAUACGGCAACCCCUGGGUGGUGGGGGGCAGAGAAGGAAGCUAGAUAGCCUAAUGCAAUCAGAAAUCAUAAACAAUAAAAGGGCAUGCCUCAUAAACGUUCACAAUCACGGUAAUAAGCUAUGCUUUGCAAUAGGCCUAGCACAUUUACUAAACCCAGGAUGUACGGAUCUAGAGGCGUUGCAAAAGGCUAGAGCUUCAAAAUGCUUUUUUGUACCACAGUAGAGCUAAUGCUUCUCUCUUGAAAUUCUAAAACAACCCCCUCAUCCUCAGAUCCUGUACUUUUAUGGGCAAAACGACCAUUACUAUACAGUUACCAACAUCGGAGCGUUUUUAGGCGCCCCAUAUGUGUGUCAAGCCUGUCAUACCGGCUACACCCGAAAGGGUGGCCACUCGUGCCGUUAUAACUGUUCCGUAUAUGUCUGGAUGAAAAAUGUCCGAUGCAGCCCUUAAACCUGACACCCUGUGCCGAUUGUCACAGGACAUGCCAUUCAUUGCCCAAUCUGUAAAGGGCCUUUGAAAAGCAGAGAGACUGAAAUUGUUCAAGAUGUUCCCCACGAGUGUUAUAUUCAACCCUUGGCUGAAGAUGAACAUUCAGAGAAAUAUGUUUUUUAUGAUUUUGAGACUAAUCAACAAUCAAGGGUUCAUUUGCCUAUUUUUGUAUCUACCAUGACUUUCAAGGGGGAUAAGUGGUCAGCUGAGGGACCCAAUUGUGCACUCCUCUUUCUAAAACACUUCAGAAAACCCCAGUACAGAAACUUUACGUUUAUAGCGCACAAUUCUAGAGCAUAUGAUUCGUACCUUCUUUUGAACCCUCUGAUACAGCAAGGCGUUGCGCCCAGUGUCAUAGCUCAAGGUAGUAAAAUCUUGUGUUUUGUAGACCCCGCUUUCAACCAGAGAUACAUUGACAGUUUAAGCUUCUUACCCAUGAGAUUGUCUCAAAUGCCUGAGGCCUUGGGUUUUGAGAACUCUGUGAAAGGUUGGUUUCCCCAUUUUUACACUAUAUAGGAUCUUAUCCGAGACCUGAAAUGUACGGUUGUGAUCAAAUGUCUCCCAAAGAGCGAGAGAGAUUCAUGACAUGGUACGAGACAGUAUGUCACAGCACUUUUGAUUUCCACAAAGAGAUGGAGUCAUACUGUGACAACGACGUGGUUAUCCUUCGCGAGGGGUGCCUCAGAUUCAGAGCAGAGGUCAUCAAAGAUGCAGGCAUUGACCCCUGGAGUUGUACAACUAUUGCAUCGGCAUGCAUGAAAACCUAUCGUACACACUUUCUACCUCCUGCAUCUAUAGCUAUCCCCUCGCCUGACAACUACCGACGCCAAUUUAAGUCAUACUCUAGUGGCUCCAUUCAGUGGUUGGAGUACUUGGCCCAGGAUAAAGACAUUUUUAUUCAACAUGCUUUGAAUAGGGGUGAGAAGGCGUUUGGGCCUUAUCUAGAUGGAUACACACAGAUUGACGGUGUUGAGACUGUGUUUGAGUACAACGGUUGUUUCUUCCACGGGUGUAAAUCUUGCUUUGAGCCACAGGUCCUGUGUGUCCUAACCCAAAAGACUUUUGGUGAAAUGUACCUAGAGUUUCAAGACAAAUGUGAAUCUUUACAGGCUACUUAUGGUUUGAAAGUGAAUGUUAUGUGGGAGCAUGAGUGGACCGCACUCAAAAAGUCUGAUCCUCAUGUUCGAGCUUUCCUUUCUAGCUUUGACACACCCGAACCCUUGGAGCCACGACAGGCCCUGUAUGGAGGCCGUACCAAUGCUUUGACCUUGCGGUAUGUAGCGCAACCAGACGAGACAAUAGGUUAUGUAGAUUUUACAUCUCUUUAUCCUCAUGUAAUGAGUUCCUCAUGCUAUCCUAUGGGGCAUCCUGAAAUUAUUCACCGCGACUUUGACUUACCCCAAAACUAUUUUGGUCUGAUCAAAGCAACGGUCUACCCACCUAGGGGUUUGUUUAUACCAGUGUUGCCUUACAAGGGACCUCAAGGAAAACUUUUCUUUCCCCUAUGUCGCACCUGCAGUGAAAACAACAACCAGGAAAAGCCUUGUGAUCACUCAGAUCAGGAAAGAGCCCUUACAGCUGUCUGGGUUACACCUGAAUUCACAAAGGCUCUAGAGAAGGGAUAUCGUGUGGCCAAAAUCUUUGAAGUGUGGAACUUUUCCAGGAAAUCAGACACUCUUUUUAAAGAGUACAUCAAGACCUUCUUGAGAUGCAAGCAGAUGGCCUCAGGCUAUUCUUCAUCGGUCACAGAUCAAGAGAGCAAAGACAAGUACAUUCGAGACUAUCACGACAGAGAAGGCAUUCUUCUUGACCCUGACAGAAUAGAGGUCAACAAGACCAAACGAAAUGUGUCGAAAUUGUACUUAAACUCGCUUUGGGGGAAGCUUUCGCAGAGAUGCAAUAUGCUAACAACGACGAUCAUUAAAGACCCCGAAGAAUUUUUGGAAUUUGUUUUUUCGGACCAAUACGAAAUUUCACAUUUUUCAUUCUUGAGUCAAGACAUUGCCCUGGUGCAAUGGAGACGUAACACAAAGUGGGUUCUACCCCCAGGUAAUGUAAAUGUGUUUCUUGCAGCAUUUACCACGGCCUAUGGACGACUUGAAUUGUACGCCCUCAUGGAGCAGCUUCAGAGGAGGGUUCUUUACCACGACACAGACUCUGUGGUCUAUGUAAGCAAACAGGGUGACUGGAGCCCCCCACUUAGCAACUAUCUGGGUGGUUUAACGAGUGAACUCAAAUAUGGCGACCAUAUUUACAUUUACAUUUAAGUCAUUUAGCAGACGCUCUUAUCCAGAGCGACUUACAAAAUGGUGCAUUCACCUUAUGAUAUCCAGUGGAACAACCACUUUACAAUAGUGCAUCUAAAUCUUUUAAGGGGGGGGGUUAGAAGGAUUACUUUAUCCUAUCCUAGGUAUUCCUUAAAGAGGUGGGGUUUCAGGUGU